Molecule: messenger RNA, 1702 nt
Organism: Paramecium pentaurelia
Lineage: Eukaryota; Ciliophora; Oligohymenophorea; Peniculida; Parameciidae
Source: the annotation of a GenBank genome assembly
AUGUACCCCAAAAAGAUUAAUAAAACUUUACAUAUUGGAAGAUAAAUCUAAAAAGAUGAUUCAAUUAAAUCUCUCAUAAUUGAUAAAUUAAUUUAAGAUUAUGGGAAAAAAAACUAAAUAAAUAUCAAUGUAACUUACUUAACAAAAAAUAUUAGUUAAUAAAUACUUAUGUGGAAGAUUUUUUUACAUUUUAUAAAGCAAGCGAAGGAACUGUAAGAGCACUUAAAGAAGAAAUUAAAGAAGCAAUUUUAAGACCUGAAAAUGAAAAACAAUUAAUGAUUCAGAAAUUACAUUAGCGUAUAUCUAGUAUGAUUGACAAUUUAUUGUAAUAGGAAAAUAAAAAGAAGAAUAAUUAAAAAUUUUGACUAAUCCUUAGUGUUUGGUAACAUUACCUGAUAAAAAUGAUGAAUAAAACAAUUUUUAUAAAAUGUAAAAUAAAACAGAUAACAAUUCAAAAAUAUAGUUGAUUAACACUUUACCAAAUGAUUUAUUGGAUGAAAGAAGAAAAUCAAUAUAUUAAGUUGAUGGUUCUGUAGAUGAAUGGGCUGCCAUUAUAAAAUAUGAUACCUUAUAAUUUAAAAAAGAAUUAGAAGAAUAAAAGAAACUUAUGUAUUUUAAUUAAUAAAAGAUAAAAGAAGAAUUAGAUAGAUAAGUAGCAGAAAAAGAAUAACGUAAAUAUAAAGAAAAACAGGAAGACAAAUAAUAUUAAGUUAAAAAUUAAUAAUAAUUAAUGGAAUUUGAAAGAUAAUAGGAAUUAAUAAAGGAAAAUAAAAAGUAAUAAUUAUUACAAGAGAAGUUUAUUAGAGAUUAAUAAGUUUAGAUUGAUAAAAGAAAGAAGUAAGCUUUAUAUAUAAAAUAGAAAAGAGUAGAAUUUAAAUACAAGAUAAUAAGAAGAAGAAAUGCUUACCAAGGUUAAAGAACAAUUGAAAAUAGAAGAUUAAUAACAGAAACGAAAGAGACUUGAAUAAAAGGAUAAAUUCCAAUAGAUAUUAAAAUAGAAUGAAAAUUUAAGAAAGAAAGUAAAGUGUAUUUGAAAAAUAGGCAUAAGAUGAAAUCACAUAAGGCAAAGAGAAUGAAAAAUAAUUAUAAGAAUAGUAAUUAAUAAAAGAACAAUUUGAAAAUGAUAGAAAAGAGAAAUACUAAAAAGACUAAGAGGAUUAAGAGGACAAAAUUAAUUAAUUUAUGAACAAUUAUAGUCAAUUUGUUGUGAAAAAUAAAAAGGAUCAUUAUUUAUAAGAUGAUUACUGGACUAAAAAGAAUAGUGAACAUAAUACUUUUUUUGAUUUUUAAAAUAAGACAAAUAAAAAAGAACAAUAAAUAUAAAUUUCAUAUGAUCUCUAAUAAUAAAUUCUAGAGAAAAAAAGAAGAUAUACUCAAGAAGUAAAUGAAAAAAAAAUACUUUUUGAAUAAUAACUUUAGGAAUAAAAGGCUUUGAAAAAACAAGAUGAAGAAAGAAGAAAUGUAAUAUAUAUCUGAUUAUUUUUUAUAGAAUAUUAGAUAAAUGUAUAUAUUAAAUCAAGAAGAACUAAAAAAAUAAAUGGUUAAAGGUUAUUUAAGUUAAUCUCCUAAAAAAAAAACAAGUCCGAGUGAAAGAAUGGUGGGAUAUGAAUUACUACAAAAUAAGAAAUUACUAAAAAAAAUAGCAAAUGAUAAUUCUAUAGGAAUAUCUAUUAAAAAAUAAGAGAUAUCUAUACCUUUUUGA